Clupea harengus (Atlantic herring) is the source of this 6482-nucleotide messenger RNA. RefSeq names its product storkhead box 2a (gene stox2a). NCBI's taxonomy places the organism in Eukaryota, Metazoa, Chordata, Actinopteri, Clupeiformes, Clupeidae. Gene Ontology annotation, cellular component: nucleus; cytoplasm. The record is from RefSeq and is a predicted model, not a curated record. Gene Ontology annotation, biological process: regulation of transcription by RNA polymerase II. Gene Ontology annotation, molecular function: RNA polymerase II transcription regulatory region sequence-specific DNA binding.
GUGGAGUCAUGACAAACAUCUGGUGAUCCGGUCUCCUGUCGCGUUUUACCCUACAGAGCAGCCCAACCUGCGGGGAUUCGUAGUCUCCGGACCGGACCCUAUGCCGCAAGGUUUCGGUGAACCAUACAUUUCCGACCACUACUGCAGUGAUACGUGUUAAGAGUACGUACACCGAUCACUACCAAACCUGGGUUACCUUUGCUGUACGCCAUGGACUGGAGCUGAAUGGCACUGUGAAUACAGAUCUGAAUGGGAGGGAGGCUUCGCGCUGCGUGCCAUAUGAAGACAUGAAUAAGGACGGGUGAAGUCAUCGCCUGCGCUUCUCGCCCACCAAACACUGCCAAUGCAGUGAUCGAUAUGCUUUCGGCUGCAGAGGCCUAGUUCUUCCAAUCGUAUGUUAAGAACUAGGUCAUGGAACGUAAGACAUUUCUGUGAUAUACCUAUGCUCUCCAGAGAGAGGUGAGAGGAGGUAGCUCGGAAGCAAUUUAUCCAAAUUACCUUACCGUCUGAUCAAUGCGUGUUGUGCCUGUUAAACUGCAUAGCUUUGAUGACAUCUGUGUAGAAUAUAUGACAGCGAGCGAAUUUAUUCAAAUGUUCUGUCAAUAGAUAUUAUUUGUCGUUUGCACACGUGAGAUGCAGAUGCAACGCUGGCUGUCACGCGGACCGUGCAGGCUUCCAGAAAUCAACGUGGGUUGAAUUCUAGACAAAAUGUGUUCAUUUUGGAAAUUCAACAAAGUGCGUAAUAAAACACCAUGAAAUACAGACUUUUGUAAUAAUCUGGACUGUGUUCUAAUUUAUGGUGCAGCAGUUUGUUGACGUUUCAAAGGAAUGGAUAAGUUUCUGCAAAUCGCCCCGCAUUCGCUGGCCAUAGUGCUCUCGCGGGUCGGCGCAGAGGGCACGCCAGCAGUCACCGAAAAGCUCCAGCAUCACCAUACCGGCUAUGAGAUAUUUGCGGACUUCAAAGCCGAGAAUAUGCAGCACUUCUGGAACAAGAAAGUCACCGACGCCAUAUCGGAGACGUUCUUCCUUGGCUGGAUAGACGAGCAUGUUCUGCUCAUUCAGGGGAAGGAAGAUCACCUGGAGGUGCUGCGGGAGGGAUGGACCCGAAGAGCGCUUAAACCACCCCGCGGGUUCGAGAUUAAAUGCAUAGGUGAUGUGUCUCCCAUCAGUAUGUCACCUAUCAGCCAGUCCCAGUUCAUCCCGCUGGGGGAGAUCCUGUGUCUGGCCGUCUCAGCCAUGAACUCGGCCCGCAAGCCCGUCACUCAGGAUGCGCUCAUGGAACAUCUCGCCACCUGCUUCCCAGGGGUGCCGACGCCUAGCCCGGAGAUUUUGCGACAUACUCUCAACAUGUUGGUGCGGGAGAGGAAGAUCUAUCCCACACCGGAAGGCUACUUCAUCGUCACACCGCAGACCUACUUCAUCACGCCCUCCCUCAUCCGCACCAACAGCAAGUGGUACCACCUGGACGAGCGGUUACCUGAGCGGCAACAGCAGCAGCAGCAGCAGCAGCAUCAGCAGCAGCAGCAGCAACAGCAGCAACAACAACAACAGCAACAACAGCAACAACAACAACAACAACAACAACAACAGCAACAGCAGCAGCAGCAGCAGCAGCAGCAGCAGCAGCAGCAACUGCCUCCAGCACAGCAGUGCACAUCUCCGCAGUCUGGGACAAUCACACCAUCAACCUCGGGUUGCAUGCGAGAACGCGAGCGCCACCAGCCACAUCACAAGAGCCACUGCGAGCCCUACAACUCGUACCGGGACGACCUGCCGGGCCACCACACGUCCACGCUGCCGAGGAAGUCGUCCAAGGAGCCCAAGGGAGACCCGCCUUCCUAUCCCCAGCCCCCGCCCCCUCCUGCCCAAGCCCAGCACCUGCCUCCACCUGAGCCCACUGACAAGACCAAGAGCACAGCUGCUUUCUCCUACAAGACGGACACGCUUACCAAGAAGAAGGACGGCAGUGGCGGCGGAGGAGGCAGCAGUGAGAAGCAGUCCAAGAAGUUCGGGCUGAAGCUCUUCCGACUAAGCUUCAAAAAGGACAAGACCAAGCAUCUGGCCACCUUCUCGGCACAGUUCCCACCCGAGGAGUGGCCCCUGCGGGACGAGGACAUCCCCGCGGCUGCUUCCAUCCCCCGGGAGGUGGAGAUGGAGAUUAUCCGCCGCAUCAACCCCGACCUGACGGUGGAGAAUGUGGCGCGGCACACGGCCGUCAUGAAGCGCCUGGAGGAGGAGCGGGCACAGCGCAGCAAGGCGAGCUCAUCGGCCCAGCACAGCGCCCGCAGCCGGCGUAGCCGAGGGCACCGCCGCGUGCCCCACGGGAAAUCGCGCUCACACAGCAAGACGCGAGCCUCCCGCGGCGACCCUUCCGAGAGUUCCAACCUGGACCUGGUGGCGGCUGUGAACGCCGAGCGGGACUACCGCUUCUUCAGCCACUCGCUGGUGCGUUCGCCGCGUGAGGGCAUGUACACGGUGGAGCGCAGCCGUGGUGGGGGAGCCUACCUGGUGCACAGCAACCCAAACAUCGCAGAGUCCCACUUCCCCGUCACGCCUGAGUGGGAUGUGUCGGGGGAGCUGGCCAAGAGGCGGACUGAGAUGCCCUUCCCCGAGCCAUCGCGCGGCACCUCGCACUCCCGAGUGCACCGCAGCCACAGCCACACGCAGGACCGGAAGUCACGCAACGAGAGGCCAGAUAAGGCCAAGGAACGCUCGCGCUCUAUGGACAACUCGAAAGGGCCACUGGGAGGGGCUGCAUCCUCAUUGGGCACACCCGAGGACUAUGACCGCAGUCCUGAUGACCGGAGCCGCUACUACACUGAUGACGGCACAUUGCGAGCGUCGUCACAGCAGGGCCCGCACUACUCGCGCAUCAUGUUCUCAGCUGCCAAGUUCAGCUCCGAGGUGUGUGUGCCCGACGUGGGCAAAGGCGGCCUAGACGAGUCUCGUCUCUGCAGCCCCCUGGAAAGGAACAAGAGCCGGGACAGCCUGCCCGCCUACAGCGAGCUGAAAGCACUGUCACCCAAGCCUCUGACCGAUGACUACUUCCAGUGCAACACAUCCAAUGAGACGAUCCUGACCGCGCCAUCGCCCCUGAGCAAGGCCGACCAUGACACGUUGACCUCGUCGGACGGGAUCAGGAAAGGCUCGCCGGCCGACAGGCAGACACCACACCUCACCUCGCCCCACUCGCUGGAGUACAAGGAGGACUCCUCCUCCAAGGGACACGGUGGCUCAGGCAAGCCCACGCCCAGCCAGACCCCGGAGCCCUUGCCCAACGGACGUUUGAUACCGCACCAACAUAACACCGACCCCGGGGGUGGGGGAGGUGGUGGAGGAGGAGUCGGGGGCAGUGGAGGUAGUUCGGGGAGCCUGGGUAGUGUUCUGGUCGACAAACGGAAGGAGAUCUUCAGCAAGGACACUUUGUUCAAGCCCCCGCACAACGUGCUGAGUGUGGGCUAUUCGGAUGGCGGCGUCGGCUGCUACUCCAAGUCAGGCACGCUGCGAAAGGCACCCCACGCCAAGUCGGCUGAGGUGCUGGACAGCAUGGAGCCUCAGUCGCUGCAGUCGCUGCCCCCUAACUCUGCCCCCUCACCUGCCUCUGUGCCCGUGCCCCCAGGCUCGGACCAGACGGCGGUGCCCUCUGCCUCGGAAGCUGGCUUCGACUACUAUAACGUCUCAGACGACGAGGACGAGGACGAGACGGAGGAUCCCUCGCGCAAGGAGACGGGGUCCACGGAAGGGAAAGGGCGAGUCGAGAGCGGGCCGGUGGGUGGUACCGGGGGAGGCGGAGGGGUGUGCGGUCCAGGCGGGGGAGGCACCAUGCAGUGGCUGCUUGAGAGGGAGAAGGAGCGUGACCUGCAGAGGAAGUUUGAGACCAACCUGACUCUGCUCAGCCCCAAGGAGACGGACAACAGCAGCAGCCAGAAGUCCGCCCACUCGGCUCGGCUUGACAGCAUGGACAGCAGCAGCGUAACGGUCGACAGCGGAUUUAACUCUCCACGCACGCGUGAGAGCCUGGCCUCCAACACCUCAAGCAUAGUGGAGAGUAACCGGCGGCAGAACCCGGCCCUGAGCCCUGGCCACAUGGGCACCACCAGCAUCGGGCCUCCCUUCGGGUUCCGCAGCAUCCCUGAGCCGCCCACCACCCAGCCCGAGAAACUGCAGAAGUCCCCCAACUGCCUGGCCUCCAUAACCAGUGUCUGACAGCGACCUCCUCGGAGAGCGAGAGAGCAGAGGAGAGGAUUGAGAGGAGAAGGGGGAAGGCAUACGGGCUGGUGGGGGUGAGGGGCGGUAUGACGGACAUUGGUAUGGAGAGACAGGGGUGUACGAACACCCAGCGGUAACACUCCAACUACACUUGGGACUGUUAAACCCACAGGCAUGGCUUCCACUGACUGUUCCCACAGUACACUGCAAAAAAAAAAUAACAAAAAAGAAAACAAAAAAUACAAAUUAUGGAAAAAAAAAUAACAAAAAGAGGGGGAAAGAAAAUCACAUUUUAGAAAUUACCUUAGGUUAACAAACUAUCAAUCAGGAAAUUCUCCAGUCUGUAUUACCUAUUGUGGAAUUUUUCUUCUCUUACUCCAAGAUUGUUCUUUCUUGACAUAAGUUGACAACGCUUGUGAAGGAGAAGGUUGGCAGUCAAUAAUCUUACACGUUGUUAUUCUGAAAGUAUCACAAUGGUCUUUCUCCAACAUGGAAGAGAAAUCAUUUUGCUGGUAGAGUCCGCUCGUGCUGGUGUAAGGAUUGAAUGUUGAUGUGUUCCAUUGAAAGUGUUAAGGCAAUCUGGCUAUGGGAUUAUGACUCAAGGUUUACAAAAGUCAGAGAACCAAGGUAAUAUAUAUAUAUUCUUUCUCAUUUGACCAACUUAAAAAAAGACAUUAUUCACAGAGCUGUUGAAUUGCACAUCAGAAUAUAAAUGCAUUCCUUCAUAACAAUGUUAUCUCUCUAUUGCUAAAAAUAAAUAUUGGAUUCAUUUUCACAUCUUUACAAGAAAAAAGAAUAGAUUAAACUAGUAGAAAACACAAUCAUGUUAAACUCAUUUGACUUUACUUAAGGGAAAGCUGUGUAUUUUUUGUUGAAUUCCAAACUACUAAACACCUAUAGUGCACAAAAGUGCUUUGUAUGUGACAUUUACUGACAGAAUUUACCAGUUUUACCAUUAGAUUUAUAUCCAACAUUUAAUCUCAGGUCAUGAAUAGUUAAAAAGAUCAAACACAUGAACAAAACAAACCAACCUGGCAUCUUGGUGGCUGUUUGCAGUGAUUCAGUCCCAUGAACCCAGGGUUUGGUGGACGUCACUGUCGGUUUGGAAACAUGCUUGUCCAGUUGUGUUAGCUCCCGUGUCUCGGGUCUUCUUGUUUUGCCAUCUCAGAGAAAGAGAGAAAGCACGUUUGUCUUACGGCAGGUGGAUCGUGAUGGCGUAUAUUUCUUUUUUUAUUUUUGGGUGUGCGCAAGCACUGUUUGUUGAAAGUCGUAACAAUCUCCCCAAGGGGGUUUAUUCGAUGCUCUUCAGGAGGACCGGACCCCUAUUGCUGCUGUGCUGUUAUUAUUAUUAUUAUUAUUAUUAUUAUUAUUAUUAUUAUUAUUGCUAGGCCAGUUCAAUCCAAUCAAAUGAGCUGGCAUUUAAAAAUAGUAUUUGCACGGGAAUCUGGUGAUAUGGCACAUCUUUCUCCUUCCCUUUCUCCUUUCCAACUCUGAUUAACAUCCUUCAGUUACACAUUGUAGUUCAGUUAUGCAUAGGCAGGCUUGUGAGAAGGUUGGAUUUCAUGCUGUGUUCUGAAGAAUAUGUAUGCACAUGAAAGAAAGAUAUGGACUGCUUUGAUCAAACAAAAGGGGCAUGGUUUAGCCUUUCCACAUCAGAUCCAUUGUUUUCACCUACAAGCUCAUUAUUCACUUGGCCAGGUAGGGAGGAAGUACGAGAGGCGGAUUCAUUCAGAAAACCUCGUUGCAGUCCCCAGACCAUCUCAGUUGGUUGGUUUGUUUUAGCAAAGAGAGAUACAUUUAGGUCAGGUCAAAGAUGGCAGCACUCCCUGGCCCCCUGGCUUAACCCUUGACCCCUGGUUGGGGGGGUUAAACUGCAGUGGAAAGCUGUCUUUGGUGUGCCAUGUCUCUGUCAAGGCACAGAUAUUACAAGAUCAGUCAUAUUGGAUGUCAUACAGUCCUCAUUAUUACCUCAAAACAUUUCCCUUCAAGUGAAGAUAAGCCGCCUUAUCCUCUCCAUCUUGGCAGUGACCAAUCGGGAAAGGGAAAGUCAUUGUGAGUUCCAUGUGCUGGGCGUGGGGAGGACCUAGUGGAUUGGAAAUGACAGGAAGACAGCAGGCUCAUUCAGCAUCUCCUGGUGCUACCCUGUGGCUUCCCACUGUGUUGGCCUAGGGUUGCUUUCAUCAGUGGUCAAGUGGCAUCGGGCUAUGAGGAAACUGGAGAAACUGUCUCUGUGCGGGCUUUUAUAGGAUUUUCAUUUGGAGAAAAAAAAGAUG